UGCCAUCUAUAAUUUUCGGAAGGAACAAUUCUUCCGUCAUCAUACUGGUAACUAUGGAAACAUACCGUAACAAAAUGUAUACCUAAAUGUUCAUUUCAUAACAGUCGUUUUUUCUGAAGUAAUUUUUACAAUGAUUUUGAGUAGAUCUAAACCAGCCAUAAGCCCUUCGACAUCUGAACCGAAAAAAGAUGUGAAACGUAAUAGAAAUAAAAGUGUUUUUCAGUUCGAGGAAUUUUUGUCGAAAAGAGAUUAUACUGGAGCUAUAACAUUAUUAGAGUUCAUGCAACAUCAAAAUUAUGACCCAAAUUUGCAACUUUGGAUGGCGUAUUGUUGUUUCCACCUUGGAGAUUACAAAAAAGCAUUGGAUAUUUAUGACAACCUAAGAAAAAACAAUUCGGAAAUCAAAGAUUUGGCUGCGGAUUUGGCGUGCUGUUAUUUUUUCUUAGGAAUGUACAAGGAAGCCAAAUCAAUUGUGGAAGAAUCGGAACACAGUGGAUUGAAGACUCGACUGAAUUUUCACUUAUCUCAUAAGUUGAGGGACGAAAGCGCUUUGAUGACUUAUCAUCAACAGUUGGAGGAUGUUUUGGAGGAUCAAUUGAGCCUAGCUGCUAUACAUUACUUGAGAGCUCAUUACCAAGAGGCCAUCGAUAUUUACAAACGUUUGUUGUUGCAUAACAGAGAUAACCUAGCCUUAAAUGUCUACGUUGCAUUGUGCUACUACAAACUAGAUUAUUAUGACAUUUCCCAAGAAGUCUUGAACAUCUAUUUGAACCAGUUUCCUAAUUCGGUUAUAGCGACGAACUUGAAGGCAUGCAAUCAUUUUCGGUUGUACAACGGUUCGGACGCUCAAAACAUCCUGCGAUCCAUCUUGGAUGCGAGCACCGACGUUUCAUUUGGACACGACCUCCUCAGACACAACAUGGUUGUAUUUAAGGAUGGAGAAGGUGCGUUGCAGGUAUUCCCUUCCUUGGUCGACAUUGUGCCUGAAGCUAGACUGAACCUUGUCAUCUAUUAUUUGCACAAAGAUGACAUCAAAGAGGCAUUUGACUUGAUCAGGGAUCUCCAACCGGCCGUUCCUCAUGAGUACAUUCUGAAAGGAGUCGUGAAUGCUGCUGUUGGACAAGAAAUAAAUUCUGAAGAUAAUGUUAAAAUAGCUCAAGAAAAUUUUCAAUUGGUAGGAAGUUCAGCUAGUGAAUGUGACACUAUAAGUGGACGGCAAUGUAUGGCUGCUGCUUUUUUUCUAGAUGGACAAUUCGAAGAAGUAUUGGUGUAUUUGUCUUCGAUUAAAAGUUACUAUAAUUCAGAUGACACUUUCAAUUUCAACUACGGUCAAGCGAAAACCGCUUGCGGCCAGUUCAAAGAAGCCGAAGAAACCCUGUUGCUCAUAAAGAGCGAAAAGAUAAAGAACGAUUACAUCUACUUAUCGCAUCUGGCUCGAUGCUAUAUAACGAAUAAGAAAGCUCAGCAGGCGUGGGAACUGUUCCUGAAGAUGGAGAGCGGUCCUGAAAGCUUCAAUUUGCUGUUGCUACUCGCUAACGAUUGCUACAGAUGCGGGGAGUUUUGGUAUGCAGCCAAAGCGUUCGAUAUGCUAGAUAGACUCGAACCAAAUCCAGAGUUUUGGGAAGGUAAAAGAGGAGCUGUGGUUGGUGUUUUUCAGGGUGUUAUAGCUAAGAUUUUUCCAGAAGAGAUGCUGAAUGAUGCUCUAGCUCUAUUGAAUAAUUCACCCAAUUCACAAGCAGAUCAAAUAGCUAAAACCAUAAAAAAAUGGGCCAAGGAAAGAAGAAUCAGUGGGUUCUGAAUUUGUGCAAUUAUUAUAUCAUAAUCUGUUGAAUUUAAAAUCUAAUUAGUUUUUAAGUAUCGAAUCUGUUGGAAAUUCCUGAUUUUGAUAAAAUGAAUUAUGAU
Messenger RNA from Harmonia axyridis, 1902 nucleotides. It is a transcript of the gene Ttc26, whose product is annotated as intraflagellar transport protein 56. The record is from RefSeq and is a predicted model, not a curated record. Gene Ontology annotation, molecular function: protein binding; intraciliary transport particle B binding. Bases 131 to 1798 code for a protein of 555 amino acids. The transcript has 10 exons. Lineage: Eukaryota; Metazoa; Arthropoda; Insecta; Coleoptera; Coccinellidae. Gene Ontology annotation, biological process: intraciliary transport involved in cilium assembly; intraciliary anterograde transport. Gene Ontology annotation, cellular component: intraciliary transport particle B; ciliary base; ciliary basal body.